Peronospora farinosa is the source of this 654-nucleotide messenger RNA. Lineage: Eukaryota; Oomycota; Peronosporomycetes; Peronosporales; Peronosporaceae. The record is from the annotation of a GenBank genome assembly.
AUGAGUGCUAAAGACUCUUGGCUUAAGAACUUGACGCGUCAAAAGGGAGGUUUCUGGGAUGAUCUUUAUUGGUACGACUUGCAGCUCGAACGACGUCUUCCGCAGGCUCAUAUGAUGCUUCAACAGCUGGUGCUUUCUCUGCCUCCAUGUGGUGAUAAACAGGUGCUGGAUCUCUGUGCAGGAAGUGGGCGUGUCUCAGCAGCUGUAUUGGCGGCCUAUCCGACAGCCCAAUUCACGUUAAUUGAUGCGUCCAAGCAGCGGUUGACAAUGGCGCGUCAGCGUCUCGAGCCACAGAAAAUUACUACUCAUGUGAUGACGUUGACACCGAAUGACUCGAUACAAUUUUGCUCUCAAGAGUCCAUGGACUUGGUAGUGGCAUGUUUGGCCUUUCAUGUGCUAGUGGAGCAGCCUUCACAUUAUGCACAGACACGAGACGAGGAGGAGCUGGACGUGAAAAAUACUUAUGAACUUCUUUUUCGAGCGACGUGGCGUGCAUUGCGUCCUGGAGGACACGUCGUAUUUGGAGACCAUGUGGGACAAUUGGGCAUGUUCCAGCAGCUCGAAGCGCUUAAAAGAGCGGGGUUUGAAGACGUUGACUGUUCGUGGAGAGUGGACGACUCGUUCGUGGCAGGUGGACGUAAACCGCUGGCAUGA